AAAUGGAUGGUGGAACGUGAAAAGAAGGAGGAGGAGUGCCCAGCCACCCCCACCCCAAGACCCCCACCGCAGAAAAUAACUCAUACAUGUAGGAGACUAAAGGGGAAGUGAGCAUUCCGUGUCCCUGCAGAUGUCCACUUCCAUCCUUUCUUCCUCCACCAAAGACCAGAUCUCUACGUCUGUGUGACGCUUCCGUCUGAGGAGGAGGAGCACUUUCUGGCAUUUUCAACGUUCUAAUGCUAAUAUAACAGACUAUCUUUAUUCCUCUUUAUUGUUUUAUGUUGAAACGGGACGUUUCAUCUGCAGGAGGGGCCGUAUGGGACACUGUUUACUUCAGCUUUGGUGUUCUGUGGAUGACAGGUUCAUGAUGUAAUCAGGCAGAUGGACCUCUGGGUACAUGAAUAAAAUGAAAAUAAAGGCUGCAGCGGUCCUCUACACCCACACGUGUCUCUGAGCUCCUUAUUUUACAGAUGACACACCGCUUUACUGACACCAAACCCCGGACAGACGGUUACACUGACAAUAAUCUGAUUUUGAGUCACCAAAAGGAUCAGAAUCUCUGUGUUUUUGAAACAUAUCCGGAAAUAAAACUUCACAAGACGCUCCGCAUAUUUCAUCUUCAAGGAAAGCUCCAAUAAACGGAAACCUUUGGUGUUUUUUUCCUCGUAAAUCUAUGACUUUUUUCUGGUAAAUUUACAACUUCAAAAUUGUAAUAAAAAAAAUGUUUGUAAACUGGUCCUAAAACUACAUUAUACUAUUGCUGUCAUUAAUUAAGAAUACAAAUAUUUAUAAACGCUCUUUAAGAAGCAAUAAAAGAAAGACACAGUGCAGUGUUUCAAAGUAAAGUCCACCUUGGAGCUGAUGCUAAAAUGUGACAGAGAUCCUGCUAAAGGUCAUAGUUCAAAGACCCUCCUGCUGCACCAAUGAAUCUUUAGGAGGUUUAUUCCCAGGAAGGAAACUAUCAGUUAAUCUGGAAAAAAUCCUCAAACUUUCCUUCAAUCUCAGCAGAAAAGCAGGUGGAAAGAAGCAGGCGGCACCAUCAUAGGACCAUCGUCAGCUCACCUGCAUGUUCUGGUGGUUCUGCAGCCUGGGGGGUCGUGACCUGAGGCCUUCAUGCCUCACUGUUUCACUGCGUUAAAAUCUCUCACACAAAUAACAACAAACAUACAUGAACAUGUAUGUAGAGACGAUUGGAGAUGGUUGAAGGAAUUUCUUCAUGUUUUACUUUCCUGUUUCUGAUCAUUAUUCUAUAUGUUUAUGCAUGACUGCAAAGUUAAAGCUUCAAUUUAAUAGUUUAAAAAGGAUUUAGAAAGGACUGAAAAACAAGGACUAAGAAAUAAAAAUUACAUUUCAUUAAAAACGUCAAGUAAUUCAAAGAAACAAAAAAAAGUAGUAAAAAAUAAAGACUUGUUUCAAAACUUUAUAUGGACAAAAUUUGUUAAGAAUGUUAAAACUCGAACUGUGUUUAAGUUGUUUUAUGAAGUACAUUCCGACCUGCUGGGUUCUGUGUUGCUAUGGUUACGGUCUCUGGCCGCACCAAUGUUAGUGUAGUUCCCCCUCCUGCCGGUGGGGGCAGUAGCGAGGCAGAGAAAAAGUAUAACUUCCGGUUUUGUUUCUGUUUCCGGUCUCUGUCUUUCUUUAAAAAAAUGCUCCAAACGUUUCUAUUAAAAGCGGUCAUUUGAUCCCAACUGGCCAAAACUCCCGUUUUCAUUGGCAGACGCGCGCUCGGAUGAAGUGACGUCACACCGAGACGUCUUUGUUCAAAGCUAGCAUGAGCUAGCGGUGCACCGUGCAGGAAUCGAACCCGCGGAGCCGGAACGGAGAACCCUGGGGCCCCACGGUUCCUAUAAUCGCCUGUUUGGCGAACUGAGACGACAGAGCGGGUCACCCGCUCGUCUCUGAUUGGUGGAACCACCGCCUCACCUGGUUCUCCUCAGGUGUGAUGGUGAAUGACUGACUGACCAGAAGCAGAAGACUCCGCCCCCUUUACUCCUUCAGGAGGUGAAGAUGAACAGAGAGGAGGAGGAAGCGGAUAAAGGAGACGACUGUGAGAUGAUCCCUCCAGCAGGAGGCGCCGUUCCAGACGCCCGCCAUGACUCCGCAGAGGAGGCGGCCCCGGCGCGGGGGCCCCGGCCGUCAAAGCCGCGCCACCGCUGCUCUGAGUGCGGUCAGGAGUUCUCUCGGCCGUCCCGACUGGCGGAUCACGUGGCGUCGCACUCGGGCGUCAAGCGCCACAGCUGCUCCAUCUGCGGCAAACGCUUCACCAAGAAGUUCAACCUGCGCAUCCACCAGCGCGUCCACACCGGCGAGAAGCCCUACUCCUGUCCCGACUGCAGCGCCAGCUUCGCCCAGCAGGGCUGCCUGAGGAGGCACCGCCUCCAGCACGCCGCCAAGAAGCCCCACCUCUGCUCCGAGUGUGGGCGGGGCUUCACCCAGAGGCGCUACCUGGUGCAGCACGAGCGGACGCACACCGGGGAGAAGCCCUUCAGCUGCCUGCUGUGCCCCAAACGCUUCGCCUCCAGGAACGGGCUGGUGGACCACCACAAGACGCACGCCGAGCAGAAGCUCUUCUCCUGCUCGCUCUGCCAGAAGGCCUUCUCCUCCGCCUCCUCCUUCAGGGACCACGUCAGGCUGCACACGGGCCAGAAGCUCCACCCCUGCUCGCUGUGCAGCCGCAGCUUCAACCGGCCCAGUAAGCUGAGGGGCCACCUGCAGAGGCACGCCGACGAGGCUGCAGGAGCGGGUGAAGCUGCUCCCCACUGCUUCCUGUGUCAGGAGGACUUCUCCUCCAUCGAGCAGCUGCAGGAGCACCGGCGGCUGCAGCACCCGGCGCCGCGCUUCGCCUGCAGCGUCUGCGGCCGAACCUUCACCAGAACCACCCGCCUGAAGGUCCACAUGAAGUCCCACUCGGCAGGGGGCCCGCAGCAGAACCCUGAGGGGCGCAGGAGGGGCCUAAAGGCUCAGGGCAAACCAAAGAAAAACCUGGCGCAGGGGUGCAGCGGCACCGCCACGCCGCCGCAGGAAUCCAGCCCUGCAGAGGGGAAGAGGAGGGGUGAGGAAGAGGAGGCCCUGUCAGCAGGUGAGGAAGAGUCUGCAGGGGAUGUCAGAGCCCCCCUGCAGAUGCAGCACCUCCUGCGCUGCUCCACCUGCUCCAAGACCUUCUCCAGACCCGGCAGCCUGCGAGCCCACCAGAGGAGCCACCAGGCGCAGACGCUGCACGCCUGCAGCAUCUGCUCCAGGGGCUUCCGCAAGCCCUGCCUGCUCCGCAAACACAUGAGGAGCCACGUGAGGGAGGGGCUAAUGGCAGAGCCUGCAGAUAAGGGCUUCUGGCAGCACAUGAAGACGGGGGAGAAGAAGGCCCUCGGGGAGGAGGAGCAGGUGGAGGCUGUGGCCCCCCAGGAGGACUCCGCCCCCAAGCCCCCUACGUCUAAAGCAGCCCAGCCCGGUAACCAUGGCGACCACAUCAACGGCUUGAUCAACUCGGACGGGGAGGAGGAGCAGUGGACCUUCAGACACCCAGAGCGCCGCGCCGACCCGCCGGCGGGCGCUGGCCCGGUGAGGAGGAGCAAGCACCUGUGCCCGGUGUGUGGGCGGGACUGCUUCAAAGCGUCGGCGCUGCAGAAGCACCUGAGGAUCCACUCCGGGGAGCGUCCGUACCAGUGUCCCACCUGCAGCAAGAGCUUCGUCCAGCAGGUCCACAUGAAGGAGCACCAGAGGAUCCACACCGGGGAGAAGCCCUUCACCUGCCCCCAGUGCGCCAAGAGCUUCACCUUCUCCAGCGCCCUGCGCCGGCACCAGCGGCUGCACGACGACGCGCGCCCCUUCUGCUGCCACGUCUGCAAGAAGAGCUUCAAGCAGCGCUCGGUGCUGAAGAGCCACCUGCUGACCCACUCCGGGGUCCGGUACCAGUGUCCGCUGUGCAGCAGGAGCUUCAGCCGCGCCCUGGAGCUCACCUACCACGUGGACGUGCACUCGGAGGCGCGGCCCUACUUCUGCAGCAUCUGCAACCUGGACCUGAGCGGCGCCCGCAUCUUCCGCAACCACAUGAGGAAGCACGAGUCUGCAGGACGCCCGGCGGGGUCAGAGGAGACCAUGUGACCCUCAGACCAGAACCCAGCAGGGUCAGAGGAGACCAUGUGACCCCCUGACCCUCAGACCAGAACCCAGCGGGUCAGAGGAGACCAUGUGACCCUCAGACCAGAACCCACGGGGUCAGAGGAGACCAUGUGACCCUCAGACCAGAACCCAGCAGGCUCAGAGGAAACCAUGUGACCCUCAGACCAGAACCCGGCUGGGUUAGAGGAGACCAUGUGACCCUCAGACCAGAACCCAGCAGGCUCAGAGGAAACCAUGUGACCCUCAGACCAGAACCCGGCUGGGUUAGAGGAGACCAUGUGACCCUCAGACCAGAACCCAGCAGGGUCAGAGGAGACCAUGUGACCCUCAGACCAGAACUCACGGGGUCAGAGGAGACCAUUUGACCCUCAGACCAGAACCCAGCAGGGUCAGAGGAGACCAUGUGACCCUCAGACCAGAACCCAGCGGGUCAGAGGAGACCAUGUGACCCUCAGACCAGAACCCAGCAGGCUCAGAGGAAACCAUGUGACCCUCAGACCAGAACCCGGCUGGGUUAGAGGAGACCAUGUGACCCUCAGACCAGAACCCACGGGGUCAGAGGAGACCAUGUGACCCUCAGACCAGAACUCACGGGGUCAGAGGAGACCAUGUGACCCUCAGACCAGAACCCAGCAGGGUCAGAGGAGACCAUGUGACCCUCAGACCAGAACCCAGCGGGUCAGAGGAGACCAUGUGACUCUCAGACCAGAACCCAGCGGGUCAGAGGAGACCAUGUGACUCUCAGACCAGAACCCAGCGGGUCAGAGGAGACCAUGUGACCCUCAGACCAGAACCCAGCAGGGUCAGAGGAAACCAUGUGACCCUCAGACCAGAACCCAGCAGGGUCAGAGGAGACCAUGUGACCCUCUGUGGAAGACCAGAACAUCUGGACUUCUGGAGGAACUUGAAAAGCAGUUUUGUCUUCUUUUAGAGUUUUGUCAUUAAUUUAUUGUCCUCAUUUCUUGUCCUGUUGUCAGCUGGACAGGUCUGUGUUGAGGUGAUCACCUCUGAAGGUUGAAGGAACACCUGCAGGAGCAGAAGAGCAGAAAGAUGAGGAGAUGUUUGAUCUAAUAAAAGUUCCUGAAAAAAC
Oryzias latipes (Japanese medaka) is the source of this 5206-nucleotide messenger RNA. RefSeq lists its product as uncharacterized. Gene Ontology annotation, cellular component: nucleus. Lineage: Eukaryota; Metazoa; Chordata; Actinopteri; Beloniformes; Adrianichthyidae. Gene Ontology annotation, molecular function: DNA-binding transcription factor activity, RNA polymerase II-specific; RNA polymerase II transcription regulatory region sequence-specific DNA binding. Gene Ontology annotation, biological process: regulation of transcription by RNA polymerase II. The record is from RefSeq and is a predicted model, not a curated record.